UAAAAUCUCUUCUUUACUUGCCCCAGCGUUUCAAAAUAUCUAUCUAUUCACAGUUUAUAGCAGCAACACUCACUGCUCCUUCUUCUUCUUCUUCUUCUUAGGCAACGAAGCGAGUAACAAUCUUAUAUAUUAUGUUGGUGGAGGUGGUGGUUUGAGAUGGAUCUCAGGCAUUUUAGAAGUGAAUUCUUGCCCACAACACUCAGCCCAUCUUCAACUUACCUUCAACUUUCUCCUCUUAGGCGUUUUUACAAAACCCCAAACCUAAAAUUCCAAUCACAAAGACACUUUGCAGUUCUCUCAUUCUCCCAAACCCCUAAACCAGUAAGAAGGGACCUGAGGUGUUACGCUGGUCGUAGCAAGAAGUCUGGUGGUGAUGGCUCCUCUGGUGGUCGAAUUGAAGGCGCUGCAGAGUUACGGAGUCGGUGGAAGCGCAUUAAUAGUGCAAGAACCAAGAAGUAUGCGGAGUCUCUGUUCUACAGACUGAAAAACCCUCAUGGUGGUGGGAAUUAUCCUGAUAACUUCACUGAGGAUGAGCUCCAACAGAUUGGUCUCGGGUAUGAUCGAAUGGUCCGGUUCAUGGAGAAGGAUGACCCGAAUUUGCGUCAUCCUUAUGAUUGGUAUAAGUAUGGCCAAUAUGGACCCUACUCUUGGCGUGGAGUUGUUGUGGGCGAUCCGGUUCGGGUAGGGAUCACGGAUGAGUGUGUGACGCUGAUCAGUGAAGUGAAGGACCAUGAGGAGUGGGAGAAGAUUGAACAAGCUGAAAUGGCUGAAGAUUAUGGGGAAAAAGUGAAGCAUCUGGAUCAAAGUAAAUUAAGGUAUUUUUGGGUAUUUGUAAGGCACCCAAGGUGGAGACUUUCAGAGCUUCCGUGGGAGCAAUGGACGCUAGUUUGUGAAGUAGUACUUGAGGCUGGUAAACAGAGAUUAGAUAAAUGGAAUUUGAUGGGUAGACUUGGGAACAAGGCUAGGUCGGCGAUAGGGCAAUGUGCUGCAUGGAUGAGACCUGAUAUUGUAUAUGUGAAGAAGCCUGUGUUCCAGUGUAGGUUUGAGCCACAGGAUGGUUUUUUCAAGCCAUUAAUUCAACAACUUAACCCUGAAACAGAACAGGAUUUUCUUUUUGAGUUGGAAAACGAUGAUGGUAGUGCUGAGUUGUGUACUUACUAUGCCGGAUUGUGUAAGAUUGUGAAGGUGAAUCAAAAGGCAUUUGUCGAUGAUGUGGUAAAUGCGUAUGAUAAAUUGAGUGAUGAGAAAAAGUCAAAAUGUUUGGAGUUUCUGUUGAAAAACCAUCCAGUGGAAUUGUUACAUCCAUAUACAAAGGAGUGGAAGGCUAAGUUGGAAGAGAUGGAGCUGGGUUGUGAUGCUCCUGAUGAAGAAGAUGAUGCUGUUGAUGAUCCUGAUGAUACUGAGAUUCUAGAUUGGAUUGAGGAUGAAGGUAGUGGUGACGAUGCUGAUGAGGAGGAGGAGGAGGAGGAGGAGGAGGAGGAGGAGGAGCUGAAUGAUGAUGAUGAUGUUGAUCCCUAUAAAAACCAAGAUCUAGUGAUGGACAUGGAAGAAGGUGAAGAUGGCAAAUAUGAGGCCAUGGAAGAGGAUGAGACUGACUUUAAUUGGAAUGAGGAGUUUGAAAAGGCAUUAAGUAGCGGAGAUGCAAUGGAAAAUCUGGCAAGGAAGGCUCUUGAAACCAAUAGAAAGCUGAAUAAGAGGCAACCAGUAAUGCACAAAGUAGAGGAAGAGACAGCACCCUCAGUAGAUGGAGAUGAAACUGCCUUGAGAGGCAAGCGAGCAAAGGUGAGUCCAGAAGAGUGGAAGUAUAUUGGGAUUGGAAGAUGGAGAAAAAGGAUUAAGAGAAGCAGAAUUCCUCCAGAGCUAUUUUUGCGAGCGGUUGUUAGACCUUUCACUUACAGAAAUCUUGUAAAAGAGAUUGUUUUAACUAGGCAUGCAAUCUUGGAUGGUGAAAUUGGUGCACAAGGUUAAGACAUUUGCCUUUUACCUGAAGGCCAUAUGUUGUGUACUUGUGUAGGAGUGAUGUUGACUGGUCUUUAGAUGGUUCAACAUUAUUCAAUUUCCAUCAUGUUGUUCAAGUUGAGGGAAUAGAAUAGACAGAAAUUUUUAGUGAGUUUUCUUUAUGCUUAUCUAGUUGCUGAAAAGGAUGAAGUAUACGUCUUACAGUAUACAAUAUCAGUUUUGGACUACUUCAGAAACUACUUCUAUUUAUUUAUACUGGUGUUUCUGUGUAUUGCUCCUCUA
Molecule: messenger RNA, 2241 nt
Organism: Vigna umbellata (rice bean)
Lineage: Eukaryota; Viridiplantae; Streptophyta; Magnoliopsida; Fabales; Fabaceae
Source: RefSeq, a predicted model, not a curated record